UAUUUGCUGACUUACCGAAGACGUUCAUUCAAGGUUGUUAAGAUAUUUGCUGACUUGUCGAAUAAGUUCAUGUAGACGAACAAGAGUGCAGUACAGUUGGAAAUUGUUUAACACACUUGGUUUUGGAAGAGAAAAACUUUCCAAAUAGUAUUCAUGUACUUAUGACAAAGCAUCUGUAUUUUAUUAAGCAAGUAAAGACCAUAAACUAUGAUUAGUUAUGCAACAACUUCAACCUUUGAAGAAUUUUUAAUCGCAAAUGUCUCUUUCUAACGAGGGUGUUCUUCAACAACCAUGAGCAACUAAGGAAGUAUAAACGUUUUAGGCACCCCUACUGUGUGGGGGAGCCAAUUGCAUUAAAGGACCAUAACCUGGACAUUCUAGAAGCAGAAGUUGUCCGUGUUGACCAGUGUUACACGUUGUUGUAUUCACUUAGUCUAUUAUACAUUGUGUGAUAAAGUUUUAUAGCUGUUUGUUUAUAUACUUUGUUAGAGAAAAAGAAACUAAUAGAAAGAUUUUGGUAUGCAGCAAAUUUUUAUGUAACUGUGAUAAUCUACCCAAUCUGUGUCAAAUACUCAUUGGUAGAGCAGAAACUUUUCUGGUGCUUCCAGUUGCUUUACUCUGUGAUACUGAAAGGAAAAAUACCAAGAAUGUGCCUUUUUCUGGAUUGAACCAUAGUGUUUCCAUCAUGAAUCUGUACCAAGAAGUCAAACAUGUACCUGAUUGUAUACCAAGGUGUCGCUCUAACACACAUGGAGCACAGAUUGUAGCAGCCACCAUUAGAGGCACUACAGCAGAGGUACAAGCUUAUUAUAGAUGGCUCUGUUAUAACUUUGCCUUUGCCACUGAUUGCUGGGGUAGAACUGCCUUGCAUAUGGCAGCAUCUUGUGGUAAAUGGGAAGUGGUGGAAUGGCUUAUACAUAAGUGUCACUCAGACUUAGAUGUACGAGACAAAGAGUCGGGAUGGACUGCUUUACAUCGUAGUUUGUUCUAUGGACAAUUGUCUGUAGCAAGGAUUUUGUGGAAGAAUGGAGCCAGUUUACGUAUUACUGACCAUGAAGGACUAAUACCUUUGGAACUAAUCAUGAAGGAUAGGCUUCCUUAUGUGGAGUAUACACCAUCAGAUUUAUCAGAAAUUUACGUUUGGGGAUCUAACACAAACUUUAACCUUGGUAUGGGAAAUGGCCAGAGUAGGACUUACCCAGAAAUUUUAGAAAACUUUCGCAGAGACUCGGUUUACAUCAAACAGGUGGUUAUGUGUAAAUUUCAUACAGCUUUUCUAAGUACAAGAGGAAAAGUGUUUACAUGUGGUCAUGGUCAUGGUGGUAGGCUUGGUCAGAAUUCUGAACAGACAGCAUUAACACCAUCUGCUUUGCAUGGGGUUGGAGAAAGCCAUUUCAUAGAAGUAUCUGCUGGUCAAGACCAUUUGGUACUCCUGUCAGAGGGGGGUCAGAUUUGGACUUGUGGAUUAAAUACCUAUCACCAGCUAGGAGUCUCACCCCCACCAGAACGUGUUUUGUCUCCCCGUCAGUUAUCCUUAAAAUUCCUUAAAGGAAAAGAGAUUGUAGGAGUGUGUGCUGCCCGAUUUCAUUCUGUUUUGUACACUAAAGAUGCAGUGUUUACUUUUGGGUUGAAUGCGGGUCAGUUAGGACAUCCAAAAGGUGAUAGAACUCAGAUUUUACCUCGACAGGUAGCUGGUCUUGACCACCAAAACGUACAAAUAACGCAUGUUGCAGCCAGUGAUGGUGCCACAGUAUGUGCUACUAGAAAGGGUGAUGUUUAUGUACUUCACGAAUACCAGUGUCGGAAAAUUGCCUCAAGACAGUUAGAAAUUCAGAAGCUGUCCAUUGUUGGAGGUCAUUUGGAUGCUCACUGUGAUGUAGCUGGAGUGACUGCUGGUGGGGGUCUGGAACUAAGAGUUGUCCUGCUGACCAAAUCUGGAAAGAUCUACAUCUGGAAAGAAUCUGCUCUGGCUCUCACUAGAUGCUUAUUUACCAUUGGAAGACAGUUACUUAUCUCUGAUGUUCAGGUCAAUCAUUUUAAUAUUGCCAUGGUAACUAAAGAUGGAGAAGCCUUUCUAGGUAAUAUUAUUGGUGGUCGUGAGCGUCAGCGCAAGACCUCAGAAAGUAGCACAACAAAUGUUGUUGGAACUAAAGUAAACAACUCGUCAACACCACUUGUUCAAUUACUGGAGAAGGAGGAGUGUGAACUGGUCCGUGUGAAAAGAUUACCCCAUGUCCAUAGAGCAGUCUCUAUCUCUUGUGAUUCAAAGGGAAGGAAUUUUGCUGUCUUGCAGUCCCAUCCAAAAACAGGCUUGAUUGAAAUUCCUUCUGUGCUACCAUCUCAUAUGUUACAAGACAUGAAGAGUCUUUUAGAAGAAACAGACUCCUCAGAUCUGAUCCAUGAUGUCGUUAUUAAGGUUGCAGACAGGGAAUAUUCUGUACACAGAUACAUUUUGGCUUCUCGCAGUGAGUUUUUUCGGAAGCAGUUUCAGUCUGCAGAUCCAUUAUCGUAUAUUUUUUUGGACAAGAUUCAGCCAUGGAACUUUGAGCAAGUACUACAUUUUAUUUACCAUAAUACCUGUGAUCUUCUAGUUGAUGGAAAAGAGGUUUACUCAAGGAAUUCGUCAAACCAGUCGGAUGUAAAAAUGUUCAAGAAUCUUGAAUAUACCAUUGACUCCGAUUUUGACCCACACAAAGUUUCUGCUAUUAAGGUUGUUAAGCAAAAGAAGCACAGUAAGAAGUCUAGAAACAAAGUUGAAGCUGAAGAUUUAAAUGAAGCUUUGUCGAAAACCAGUGACCCUAUCAAAUGUGUUCAAGACACAAGCCUUAGACUGGGAGUUAAAACACUCUCCAAAAGACCAGAACUCUAUGAUGUUUGUCUAUUAUCUGAAGAUAAGGUUGAGUUUCCUUGUCAUCGCUGUGUCUUAGUGGCUCGUUUGGACUACUUUCGGAGCAUGUUAGGGAGUGGGUGGAUUGAGACGAACCUUACUGAUUCUUUGCCUCUUCCAAUCCCUUCAGAAAUAUUAGAAAUUAUUGUAGAAUAUAUGUACACAGAUGAAGCUCCAAAAGUAUUUGCAUGUGAAGAUCCAGAAUUUGUAUGUAAUGUUCUUGUCAUAGCAGACCAGUUAUUGAUUACACACCUAAAGUCCCUGUGUGAAGUUGCACUGACAGAUCUGAUUACUCUCCGUAAUGUUGCAGAACUCUUACAACUGUCUUACACCUACAAUGCCGACCAGCUUAGAGCUGUGUGUCAACAGUAUAUCUGUAUCAACUUGGCUGCAGUGUUAGAAAAUGGGAGUCUGGAUGUUGUGGAUGAUGAAGUUAUGGAAGAUCUGACCAAAAGUUACCAAAACCUGAUACCAGCAAUGUGCAUGAGAAAAAUUACUCCAUACACAGAGGGCCCAACAAGUGACGAAUUAGAGAAAAUAGCCCAACAAUAUUGCAUAGAUGCUGAUGAGGAUGUUCCUCCUCCUAACACUUUAGGUUUCCGACAGCAAGAAGCGAAAGCCAAAGCUAAAAGAAAAUCUCAGUCACAUAAACCUAAUGAUCUGAAAGAACGGCAGAAGUGUGAAUCUACAUCAUCAGAGCUAGAACCUGUUGUCCAAAGUCUGCCUUGCCUGAGUAUAUUGGCUGAAUCAUUUGAAAAAAUGGAAAAUAUGACAAAUAUAGAUGUCAGCAGUAAUCAUUCACCAUCUGAUCUAUCUGAGAAUUGUGGACCUCUAUCUCCCUCUUGGUCUAAGACUUGCAGUCCACGAGAUCCUCAGUAUGUUCCUUCUUUCAAGGAUAUUAUGCUCGAACAAGAGGAGAAUCGGAGAACAAUAUCUGAAAAAGGACUGAGCCCGAACUCGGAGAGUAAAAAGAUAGGACGGUUAUCCCAAAAACAGAAGAAGAAAUUAGCCAAUACACACCAAGUUGUGGUCAACAAGGCUCCCAUUACUACUCCCACUCAAAGCUCAGUACCAGUAUCACCUAAAGAAAAUGUUUGGGGAAUACCGUCAACAACCAGGUUUCAACAAACAGCAUGUUCUGAAGGAUCAUGGAGUUCAUUGUCACACUUCCCUAGUCUUUUGGAAUCAAAACAUGAAAACCUAUCAGGAUUAAAAGUUACUCCAAAAUCAGAGACUUUAAAAACUUCCAACUGUAGCAAAGACCAAGAUACAGAAGCAGGAGAAGUUAGCAAUCCUUGGCAGAGAGGAAGAACUGCCCCGGAUGUACCUAACUUGCAGGAGAUCCAACAAGCUGAAGAAGCUCAACAACAAAGUAGUGUAAAAUCACGUAGCAAACCACUGAACUUAAUCCAUCUGGAAGACCAAGCCAUUGAGGAAUUGUUGAAUUUUUAUCAUGCCAAAGACAAUCCAGAAGAAAGAAUUACUGUACAGAGAGUGUUACCCGAGCAGGUAGCUGCCCCAAUAUGGAAGAAAAACUAAUAACAUUUAACUGAAACUUUUCAGUGUUUCUUCUAUGUAUAUUACUUUGUGUUUGAAAUUAAGCUUAAUGUAGGACAGUGUUAUCUUUCAAAAAAUCUUCUUAGCUACAAAGUGAGAACAUUUGAGCAAGAAUACCUGAUGAUUGGGAUGCAAAAAGAAAUUUGUAAAACCUUUACUGAUACAGACAUCACCAGUGCUUGUAUGGAUGAUUAUAUAUAUAUAUAUAUAUAUAUGUACUUUAGAAUCUUUGGAAACAUUGGCUUAACAGAUGUUAAAGUGAGAAACUUGGGAAUAUCAAUAAAUGUGACAGUGUUAUUUUAUUUUUAUUUGACAACGUAACCAACUAUUGCUGAUUUGGUCAGUAACUGCUAGUAUAUUGUUAUUUUACUAACAGUCUGUAUCUGCAGUACAUGGUUAUUAAUAUGUUACUGGUAAUAUGACAAUUUGAUUUUGUCAGCUAGUGAAUGAAAUUUUGAGAUUAUAUGUAAUUUGUAAUUAUGAAAGUUUGAAAAACUAACCAGUUUAUAAAAAUUGGUGACUUAUUUUUAGCACCUUGCAAGAUGUUGAAGAUGAGAAAGCCACAUAUUUUGGAGUUAGUAUAAGUUAUAAAGUUACAACAUGUAGGGAACUCGUAAUACAAUGGUAGUACAUUUUAUUUUCCCUUCUAAUGUUUUCUGUUUUGUUGGGCCUAAAAUUUUUUGGCUGGACUCUAAAGCUUAAUGUAAAAAUUGUUUUGUCUGAAUAAAAGAUCGUAUUCUGUACAACAUUUUUACUAUA
Limulus polyphemus (Atlantic horseshoe crab) is the source of this 5203-nucleotide messenger RNA. RefSeq names its product inhibitor of Bruton tyrosine kinase-like. The record is from RefSeq and is a predicted model, not a curated record. The transcript is spliced from 25 exons. Lineage: Eukaryota; Metazoa; Arthropoda; Merostomata; Xiphosura; Limulidae. The coding region runs from base 686 to 4426 and encodes 1246 amino acids. Gene Ontology annotation, molecular function: protein binding.